CGCACAGAAAGCGAGGAGGGGGGGCAGCCCUACACCACAGCAAGACUUGGGGGCCGCGGCUCGAGAGUGGGGAGAGCCCCGUUAGUGGCGGCGCGAGGCGGAGGGAUACGGGACACUCAGGGAGGGGGGAAAAUCCCCCGGUCUCGUGCAUUCACCCCCUCCCUUCUCCGGUCCUGAGCUCAGCUGUGGAAAAAUAUGGGAGACGACAGGCCAUUUGUGUGCAAUGCCCCAGGCUGCGGACAGAGGUUUACAAAUGAGGACCACCUGGCGGUUCAUAAACUCAAACAUGAGAUGACACUGAAAUUCGGUCCUGCCAGAACAGAUUCGGUCAUCAUAGCAGAUCAGACGCCAACACCAACGCGUUUCCUGAAGAACUGCGAGGAAGUCGGCCUCUUCAAUGAAUUGGCAAGUUCCUUUGAGCAUGACUUCAAGAAAGCCACAGAAGAUGAUGAGAAAAAGUGUUCUGGAGCCCUGGAUAUGUCUCUUCCCUCUACCCCAGACAUAAAAAUAAAAGAGGAAGAACCAGUUGAAGUGGACUCCUCCCCUCCAGACAGUCCAGUAGCAAGUCCACGGUCCCCCCUGGCCAAUGAAAAGGAAAGCGCUUCAAAGCCUGUCAUCAUUUCUACGCCUACUCCAACCAUUGUACGUCCCGGGUCACUGCCACUGCACUUGGGAUACGAUCCUCUCCAUCCUACUCUCCCGUCUCCAACCUCUGUCAUCACCCAAGCGCCACCUUCCAACAGACAGCUUGGGUCUCCCACCAGCUCUAUACCACUUGUCAUGCACCUUGUGAACGGACAGACCAUGCCUGUCCUUCCUGGCCCUCCCGUUCAGAUGCCUUCUGUCAUAUCGCUGGCAAGGCCCAUGACUAUGGUGCCAAACAUUCCUGGUAUUCCCGGUCCUCCCAUUAUCAGCAGUGGCUCCAUUUCGCCAUCAGGCCUUCCAAUGCACUCAGAAGCAAAAAUGAGGCUAAAAGCCAGCCUGACGCAAGGAGUGACUUCCUCACUAAAUGGCAGUGGCAUGGUGGUGGGAUCAGCGAGCACAAUGGUGACGUCUCACCCUGAACAAGGUCAAAUACUCAUCCAGCACCCUGACGCACCUUCUCCAGCCCAACCACAGGUCUCCCCAGCGCAGCCCACGCCCAGCACGGGAGGCAGGCGGAGACGCACAGUAGAUGAAGAUCCCGAUGAACGCAGGCAGCGUUUCUUGGAGCGGAACCGUGCUGCCGCCUCCCGCUGCCGCCAGAAACGCAAGCUCUGGGUGUCAUCCUUGGAGAAGAAGGCGGAGGAGCUCACGACACAGAACAUCCAGCUAAGCAAUGAAGUUACACUAUUAAGGAACGAAGUUGCUCAACUCAAACAGCUCUUGUUGGCUCACAAGGACUGCCCAGUCACUGCAUUACAGAAGAAAACACAAGGUUAUCUUGAAAGCCCAAAGGAGAGUUCUGAGCCUACAGGUUCCCCAGCUCCUGUCAUCCAGCACAGCUCUGUGACGGCCUCCCCCAACGGCCUGACCGUCCGCUCCGCAGCUGAAGCCGUCGCCACUUCGGUCCUCACUCAGAUGGCAAGCCAAAGGACAGAACUGAGCGUGCCCAUACAGUCGCACGUCAUUAUGGCUCCGCAUUCUCAGUCUGCUGGCAGAUGAUGUCACAAACCCCGUGACGUAGAACUCACCAAUGAGAACUUGCAACCAGAGAGACUGAUCAUAACUAAGCCCCUUGAUCAAUAUGGGGUGGAUACAUUUUUGUUUGUUUGUUUCGUUUUUGUUUCCUUAAAGUGAGUUAAGGGCAGCUAUGGAGCUUCUAACAAAGUAUAUCCCAUACAGAUUCUGGCCCGAAGUAGUUGUCGUAUGAAACUGUCUUUGUUUCUAAAGGAUGGCUUCGGCGUGGGCGACCUCGCCAGCCCUUAGGGACAAUCAGUUGUCGCAUAGAGUCAGUUGUCAGUUAGCCUUUGCUCAGUGUGGUCUUAAAUGGUUAAUGUUCAGGUAAAAGUUAUGCUAACACUAAGCCUCCCUUAGCACGGCUGCUCAUGGUGCUUUCUUGAGCCGGCCACUUUAGCAAAGGAAAACAGCUCUUGGGAGAGAUGGUGACUUUUUUGCUGGUGCUGCCCGUUUUUUUCAAAAUCAUUUUUUUUUUUAGCACCCCCGCUGCUUUCAGACCUCUCUGGUAUAUCCGUCGCCACUGUAGCCGGCCUUCGAUUCUGCACAUUCGCACAGAAUUCCAGCUGAAGGUGGUAAGAGCUCCAUAACUUUGUGGGUUUGAUCUCUUUCCCCACCCCACCCUUCCAUCUCCGACUUCUUUUGCGAAGCAAGUAAGAAAUUUCAUUCCUGGCUCCAGUGAUUGAUGGGUGUUUGCAGUUGCUGCAGUGGAAACGGUGAACCUGUUGUGAGCAUCUCUGGCUGCAUAGUCUAUAGUCUUGUAUCUUAUCGGGAAUGGGUGUGUUCUCCAUCACCUUUUUAUCUAGCGUAGUUUUUAGCAUUUCCAGUGAACCAUCAAAACAUGAUGGAAAGUACCUGGUGAUUGAGACGCCAGGAGGAGAGGGAUAAGCAGUAUUUCCAGUGGCCGGAAGGCUGAGCUUUUGCACUCUGUGCACCUUCUUGCCCCCGUGCGUAGCAGAAGCAGAAUAAGCGACAUGAUUGGUGUGUGUGUGUGUGUGUGUGUGUGCAGAAUAUACAACACCUGCCUUAGGAUAGGGUUGCCCUCAACAGUCAGCCUUGGCUUUGCACCGCGCUGCAGUGUGUGGUUCAUACAGAGCUGAGCUGGGACAAAGUAGGAGUCACCUUUCUUCCCCCCCCCCCCCAAAAAAAAAAUAAAAAAAAAUAGCCCUCAAUAAAUCAUGAAUUUGAACAACUUCAAAACCCCUUUCAACCUUGCACAUUUCAAAGGAUCGCCUGUCUUAUUUAACCUAGUGAACUUCUCAAGACCGUGGCCUUAAAUCUUGGCCUGUCUAUUUCGGGGGCAAGAGGACUGGAUGAGUGUUCCAACCCUGCCUUCCCUCUUUUCCUUUUCUUUCACAUGUUCUCCACCCCCACGCAUUCUCUCUGGGUGGCGAUACGCACGGGCCGCCUCUCCUCCCAUGCACCCCUUCCAGGACAAACGCAGGACUCCUUGAGCACCAGGGUCACAAGGUAGAUUUUAUCAACAGCAAAACCCAACCCUUGAAAGGCACUUGGAAUUAUUUCUUCCAUUUGCCUUUGCGUAUUGCCAAAGCUUGCGUGUGUUCAUGUGUGGUUUCCUAAGGUUGGCCUUGACCGCUUGCUAGCUGGAUAAUUGUCAACUUUAUUAGCUUGAAUCUCUAGUGAAGAGAGAAGAUGUGUUGUGCCGAAGACGCUGCAGCUAUAUCAUGCAACCCCACCCCCCACUCCAAAUGUCAAUUCUUCCUCUGUUUUGUCUUCCUAAAUAUGUUUCUCCUCUUGCCCUCCUCUAUUUGAAGCUUUCUCUUCCUUCACGGGGCUUUGUACUCCAUGCUGCCAAACCAUAUGAGGUUCAUCAUUCUUCACUUCUUAUCCCCAAUUUUAGCAAUUUUCACCCGUUAGAACACAAAUUCUAAUUCAGGGAUCACAGUAUCCACUGUGUGAUGUGGGCAUGUCAGACCUGGUGCAGAUUUCCCUUAAUAGGUGAGCUCUCUUGGCAUCCUUGGUACCUUUCUAGCUUCUCAGGGCUUCCAACCUCAUUGUUUCUUGACCCGUUUCCUUGUCUUACUUGAUCUUGCUUCAAUUCUAUUCUUCUGCAGCUUUUUUUUUUAAUCCUUUCUCCUCUCGGAGUCCUUUUCCUUCCCCCUUUGUUUAAAAGCAGCUAGAAACACAUUCUGAAUGUCUGCAGACUUCCUUUUAGCAGGCAUUUCAGACAUCCGGUCACUUCUCCUCCCCCCCCCCCCCCCC
Elgaria multicarinata webbii is the source of this 3879-nucleotide messenger RNA. Its product is annotated as cyclic AMP-dependent transcription factor ATF-7. Bases 196 to 1644 code for a protein of 482 amino acids. Gene Ontology annotation, biological process: regulation of transcription by RNA polymerase II. The transcript is spliced from 12 exons. The record is from RefSeq and is a predicted model, not a curated record. NCBI's taxonomy places the organism in Eukaryota, Metazoa, Chordata, Lepidosauria, Squamata, Anguidae. Gene Ontology annotation, molecular function: cAMP response element binding; DNA-binding transcription factor activity, RNA polymerase II-specific.